Molecule: messenger RNA, 1374 nt
Organism: Magnolia sinica
Lineage: Eukaryota; Viridiplantae; Streptophyta; Magnoliopsida; Magnoliales; Magnoliaceae
Product: eukaryotic translation initiation factor 6-2-like
Exons: 9
Coding region: 215-952 (245 amino acids)
Biological process (GO): cytosolic ribosome assembly; assembly of large subunit precursor of preribosome; maturation of LSU-rRNA
Cellular component (GO): preribosome, large subunit precursor; nucleolus; cytosol
Molecular function (GO): ribosomal large subunit binding
Source: RefSeq, a predicted model, not a curated record
UCAGCCGGGGGGAGCAGGCAAUUCGCGUCCUCCUUAACCUCGCGACUCUCCCUCUCAUCAGCUUAAGUUCGGGCAAAACCCUAAUUCCCUUUCUCUGUCUCCGAGUUUUUAUUUCAUCAGCUGAAAUUCGGGUGAAACCCUAAUUCCUGCCGAAGUAUCCUCGCAGGUUCUUGUUGGUUGCAACCACUACAUUCAUUUUAGGCGUGAUCUCAUAAUGGCUACUCGAAUUCGGUUUGAGAACUCUUGUGAAGUUGGGGUAUUCUCAAAGUUGACAAAUGCAUACUGUUUGGUAGCGAUUGGUGGAUCUGAAAACUUCUAUAGUGUCUUUGAAGCCGAGUUGGCAGAUGUUAUCCCUGUCGUUAAAACCUCCAUAGCAGGCAGCAGGAUAAUUGGACGACUAUGUGCUGGAAACAAGAAUGGGCUUCUCUUGCCACACACUACGACUGAUCAAGAGCUCCAGCAUUUGAGGAACAGUUUGCCUGAUCAAGUGGUUGUUCAACGCAUUGAAGAGAGACUAUCUGCCUUGGGAAAUUGCAUAGCUUGCAAUGACCAUGUUGCACUUACACAUACUGAUCUGGAUAGGGAAACAGAGGAGCUGAUUGCAGAUGUUCUCGGAGUCGAAGUGUUCAGGCAGACAAUCGCCGGAAACAUUCUCGUGGGUAGUUUUUGUGCAUUCUCCAACAGGGGCGGCUUGGUCCAUCCGCAUACAUCCAUUGAAGACCUUGACGAACUGUCAACCCUCCUUCAAGUACCACUCGUGGCAGGUACCGUGAACAGGGGUUGUGAAGUCAUUGCUGCGGGGAUGACUGUUAAUGACUGGACAGCUUUCUGUGGGUCUGACACUACUGCGACAGAGCUCUCUGUUAUUGAGAGUGUCUUUAAAUUGAGGGAAGCUCAACCAGGUGCGAUCGUUGAUGAGAUGAGGAAGUCGUUGAUCGACAGCUAUGUUUGAGCCUCUUGUUCUGGCCCUUUGCAAGUGCACUCUAAGCACAUGGCAGAUGCUGUGAUACUUCGAACUUUGCUAGAUUCAUGGCAUGCAUUUUCAUGGAUCAACCUUAACAUAAAGGUUGUUUCAGACUGUAUUUCUAAUGGAAGGAAAAGAAAAGAAAGAGGGUCAUAUACAGAAGUGAUCGUGGACCAUUUCUAAGCAGGUGUGAUUGUGAUUGCCGAUGAGCAGGCAAUAAGAUGGUUGUGCAUGGUGCUAUACAAGUAACUGAAAUUAAAUCGUCAAAAUGGUGGACUAUUAUUUGGACGUCGUUUGUAUGCCGGUAAAGUCCUUUAAAGCGAUUACAGAUAUUCUGAUUACAAGGGCUGUUUGGAUGCAUGUAUUUGCCCGUAAAGGUUUUACAAGCUGUAAACAUAUUACGGACUCGU